Messenger RNA from Hippocampus zosterae (dwarf seahorse), 1424 nucleotides. RefSeq names its product forkhead box B2 (gene foxb2). The coding region runs from base 250 to 1212 and encodes 320 amino acids. NCBI's taxonomy places the organism in Eukaryota, Metazoa, Chordata, Actinopteri, Syngnathiformes, Syngnathidae. Gene Ontology annotation, molecular function: DNA-binding transcription factor activity, RNA polymerase II-specific; RNA polymerase II cis-regulatory region sequence-specific DNA binding. The transcript has a single exon. The record is from RefSeq and is a predicted model, not a curated record. Gene Ontology annotation, biological process: anatomical structure morphogenesis; regulation of transcription by RNA polymerase II; cell differentiation.
UCAAAGGGAGAACGUCUCCGGCAACUUUUACGCAAGGACUCGCACUUUUACGCACGGCACUUUUACGCAGCGUGGUUGUUGUUGUUGUUUUUUUUCUCCGAGUCAUGUAGGAACGUUGCGAAGUUUGCUAACGAUUCAUUGCAGCUUCUCCAAUGGCUCAGACAUUUGUGACCAAUCUCUCCGUGGGGAACUUACUCUAAGAAGGCUGUUUUGAAGUUAAAAGAGACGAAAGAAAAAAGGAAAGAGGUCAUGCCACGACCAGGGAAAAACUCUUAUAGUGACCAGAAGCCUCCUUAUUCGUACAUCUCCCUGACGGCCAUGGCCAUCCAGAACUCCCAAGACAAGAUGUUACCCCUGAGUGACAUCUACAAGUUCAUCAUGGAGCGCUUCCCCUACUACAGGGACAACACGCAGCGCUGGCAGAACUCCCUGCGGCACAAUCUGUCCUUCAACGACUGCUUCAUCAAGAUCCCCCGGCGGCCCGAUCAACCCGGCAAGGGCAGCUUUUGGGCCCUGCACCCGGAUUGCGGUGACAUGUUCGAGAACGGUAGCUUCCUGCGGCGCCGCAAACGCUUCAAAGUGCUGCGCGCCGAGCUGGCGGCGUGCAAGAGCUCGCCCAUGUUGCAUUACUUCCACCAUCAGCAUCACCACCACCACCCGCAGCAGGGCGGCAAGCCGGGCCACCAGGAUCCCACCGGUCGCCUGCCCUUCAUGCACUCGCCGGUGACGCCCUCGCACUUCCAAAGUUACGGGGGCAUCGCCUGCGCCCAGCCGGGUGGCUUUAAACACCCGUUCGCCAUCGAGAAUAUCAUCAGUCGGGACUACAAGGGCGUCGUGCCCCUCACCUCCGUCAUGCACCACCUGGGCUACCCGGUGCCCCCUCAGCUGAUGACCUCCGUGUGGCCCCACGUCGGGAUGCUGUCUGAGCCUCUGGCACCGUCCCCGGAGUACGCGCCCUUUGGGGUCCCGGCAAAAAGCCUGUACCACCACCACCACCACCAUCACAGCGCCAGCGGGCCUGCGCUACCCGCGGUGCCGGUGCCGAUAAAACCCACGCCGGCACUCAUGUCACACGGUCUGAGCGGAAUGUCCAUGCCGGCUUCCUCCUCCUCCUCCUCCUCCUCCACCAUCUCCACCUCCUCCUCAUCCCACCAAGGAGAUGCUCUGGAGGGGAAAGGCAACCUUAUACACCCGGCCCUCCUUCUGUCUUAAUCACACGGUGGAUGACUGCGCCGCAAAAGAGACACACAAAAAAAAUCUUGAACACGGUGUCAAAAAUAUUUGUAGGCGAUAAGGUAUGGUUUUGUUUGCACCGUUUAUUUAACAUUUGAGAUUUAUUAUGUAAGUACAAUCAGACACGCUGAACCCAAAGAAACGUAGCCCGAAAAACUUUCUCCCAAUUUUCAUUCCACAUUUUAUUGAAA